AUGCAAACGAGUGUUUUACAACAAUGCUGGAUUAAUCAACAACAGCGAUUGUCUCCAACGAUUUCGUUGGAUUGUACUCGACAAUCCGAUGUUAAUUCAAGUGAAUCAUUAUUUCGAACAAAGUCAUCUUCUUCAACUGAUACUAUUAAAGAGUUCUGUGCGAAAGAAGACAACGAAGAUCAUUCAUUGAAAAAACGAUUGCUUGGCCAUCUCAAUGCAAAAAACUGCAAAGUUUUUCUAAUCACUGCUAUCAUCGGAGCUAUAUUAUCUGGCAUUGCUCUCUCAAUUGUACUUACUUUUUACGUGGUAGACCGUUCAUCUGGAACAACAAGUCCGACAUCAAGCAGUACCACUAUCACCAGCACGAGUUCGACAUCAACCAGCAGUAGUACCAGUAGUAGUUCGACAUCGACCAGUACUAGUACUACUAGCAGUUCGACGUCAAGUACAACAUCAGCGACGACAACACUGAAAAUUUGUAAUAAUGGUGAUACUGCAAUCACUUUUGAUGAUCUGUCAGCAUCGGUAGCAGUACCCAAUGGUUACAAUAAAUUUGAUUGGACAAAUGGAAUGGUUCAAGCAGCAAACGCGAAUACAAGUGGAUAUUAUACAGGAAUUGUCAGUAAGCCAAAAUCCGUGAUGAAUCCAAAUGCGAAUCCGUUAACAAUGGCAAGUGUUAAUGGAAGUCUUUUUACAUUGUAUUCAAUAUCAAUAGCAGCAGCGUGGUAUGAUAAUCUAAAUCUGACAGUGAUUGGUUAUAAUUCGAAUGCAAUUAUGGCGAGUGAGAAUUUUAUCAUUCAAGUAUUCGCUGUCUCUACUUUAACAUUCAAUGGAUUCUCUGGAUUAGAUACUGUCAUAUUUUCGACAUCAGGUGGAACAAAGAAUGUUAAUGUCGGUGGUAGUGGAGGACAUUUUUCCAUGGAUAACAUUUGUUUAUCUUUUACAUGA
Molecule: messenger RNA, 948 nt
Organism: Adineta ricciae
Lineage: Eukaryota; Metazoa; Rotifera; Eurotatoria; Adinetida; Adinetidae
Source: the annotation of a GenBank genome assembly